Messenger RNA from Hydra vulgaris (swiftwater hydra), 909 nucleotides. The record is from RefSeq and is a predicted model, not a curated record. NCBI's taxonomy places the organism in Eukaryota, Metazoa, Cnidaria, Hydrozoa, Anthoathecata, Hydridae.
AUCAGUUUUGUUGUUUUUAAAAUGGCAACUGCAAAUAUUGACCAAGAAAUGGAAGCUGCCCUAAAUCAAAACGAAGAGCUGAUUGGCAUUACACCUUCUCGUCGGUCGCCCCAUGGUGGGGUUUCUAGGAAACGUAAAGCUGAUAGGAGUAGUUGGAAACAAAGUGUAAGAAAAAUCCAACGUCAGUCGGGUAAAGCUUAUAAAAAUACGAAAGGAGAACAAAUGCCAAAAAGAUCUAUUGUUGCACUAAAAAGUUGCAGAAAUUGUAAAUUUAAAUGUUCUACCAAUAUAUCUGAGAUUGAGCGUCAAAUAAUAUUUGAUAACUUUUGGACCUUAGAUGAUGACAGAAAAACACAUUUCUAUUCUAAAACUACUGAAAAUCUGGAGAAAAAACGCUGUCGGACAGCUGCUGGUGACAAUUCAAGAAGAAAAACAUCUUAUUGUUAUAGCUUUUUUGUUUCUAAUACACAAUAUAGAGUUUGUAAAUCAUAUUAUCUUUCAACAUUGAAUAUUAGCAGCCAUAGAGUGUUUUACUUUCAUAAGUUUAAUAAAUCUUUAACUACUGGAACACCAUUGCAAUCAAAAUCAGGGAAACAUGUUAAAAAAAAGGUUAUUAGAAAGUCUAAACAAGUUGUACGAGACCAUAUUAACCUUUUCCUAAGAAUUGAUGCUCAUUAUAGCAGGAAAAAGACACAUAACAAAUACAUGGAAGGAUCACUAAAUAUAGGUAGAAUGUAUGAUCUUUAUAAAAUAUAUUGUGAUGAAAAUGUCUCUCCUCCAGCAAAAGAACAUAUGUAUUGUUAUAUCUUUAAUCACGAGUUCAAUAUAGAAUUUCAAAAACCGAAGAAAGAUUUAUGUGACACAUGCUAUGAGUCACAUAAAUCUUUCUUCGGUUCGCAACAUUGUUAA